UCGGUCUCCCGAGUUCACUGCGUGGCUUUUGAAUGGAACCAGCUUGGGCCAGAAGUAGCCAAAUACAUUCUGAAAUAUCAAUGAGGUCCGAAAGAGAGGCUGCAGGCUGGGAACUCUGCCAGAGUCCAUUGGCCGAUGAUGCAAACCCUUCUGCAACUUGAAACCAUUGUGAACAAGAACACCUCCCCUGCUCUGCUUGCGGAGAUUUGGCAGCCGCUCCUUCCUGAAGACUCGGGCAAGCUGAGAAACUUGACUCUGAAGCCCUGGUUACAGGAAGUGCGCUUGGUGGGGGGAAGAAAAAUCAAAUCGGCCGCUGCUUUUUGAAGGGAAAUUCACGUUGCAGAGUUGGUAACCAGUCACCUGGCGAAGCCCGAGCGCAGCAGCGCCAGGUGCUGGACACCUCUGGCAGGUCGAAGAUGAAGACCGUGGAAUUAUUGCUGGAGGUGUCACCUCUUCAGUGGCUCCGACACUUCACUCCGCAAACCUUCCUGCUUUUCUUGGCGGUGUUUUUAACGGUGUGGUUUGCGAUGAGAGCGAGGAGACCGAGGGGACUGCCCCCAGGGCCAUCCAGCUGGUCAUUUCUUCAGAACAUUGUUGUCAGGACCCGGGCGCCCCAAGUUUCGCUAACUCAGCUUUCUAAGAAGUACGGGAAUAUUUUUACUAGCUACUACUUUGGGGUGAACAUGAUUGUCAUCAAUGGGCUUCAAGUCAUUCAAGAGGCCCUUGUCCAACAGAGUCGAGAAUUUGCUGGAAGGCCACAGAUCCCUCUAAUUGAUGACAUGACGAAAGGUCAAGGCAUUAUCAUGGCACCCUAUGGAAAGUCUUGGAAGCAGCAACGGAGAUUUACACUGACUGUUCUCAGGAACUUCGGUUUAGGCAAAAUUGCAUUUGAGGAGAAAAUUCUGGAAGAAGCCCAGUGUUUGACUGAAAUCUUUAAAGCAUCAAUUGGUCAACCCUUUAAUCCCAAUUCUAGAAUCACCAGCGCCGUGUCCAAUGUGAUUUGCUCAGUUGUCCUUGGGAAGCGUUUCCAUUAUGAAGACACGAUAUUCACACGACUGGUAGGACUCAUUGACGAGAACAUGAAAAUUCAGGCAACAAUAUGGCCGCUGGUGUGUUUCAUAGUUCCCUUCAUUCGUUACUUACCAGGGCCUCUUCAGAGGAUGUUUAAAAACCAGGCCCAAGUCGAAGCCAUACUUCAGGAUUUCAUCAACCAGCACAAAGACACACUGAAUGGUGAAGAGAUCCGGGAUUUUAUUGAUGCCUAUUUACUGGAAAUGGAAAGGGAACAGAACUCUCCUGACUCUUGCUUGACUGAGGGAAACCUGCUGCAAAACAUUAACGACCUGUUCAUCGCUGGCACUGAAACUACAGCAACUACUUUGCAAUGGGCCAUUCUAUACAUGAUGGCUUAUCCAAAUAUACAAGAAAGGUGUCAGAAGGAGAUCGACAAGGUGAUUGGCUGGUCUCGUGCCCCAUCCAUGGGAGAUGCACCCAACAUGCCAUAUGUCAACGCUGUUAUUCAUGAGACUCAAAGAUACGCAAAUGUAGUACCGCUUGCAGCAGGCCAUGCAACAACACAGGACACAAGCUUCAGGGGAUACACAAUUAAAAAGGGAACCUUUAUCUUAAUAAACAUGCAAUCCAUUUUGUCUGAGGAGACGCAGUGGAAGGACCCAGAACAAUUUAAUCCAGAGAACUUCCUGAAUGAAAAUGGGGAAUUCUUUAAGCCAGAUGCAUUUAUUCCAUUUUCAGUGGGUCUGCGAGCAUGCCCGGGAGAAAAACUGGCCAGAAUGGAGCUCUUUCUGUUUUUCACUUCUCUCCUUCAGAAUUUUGAGUUUUACUGGCCCGACAAAAAGUCUUCUCCAAACCUGCAAGGCACAUCCACAACCCAGGGCCUCCAAUCAAGUAAACAGCUGAAGGCACUGAAUAUCGGCUGUAGCGCUGAAGACUUGCGUUCCAGAAAUAAUCGCAGCCCUAGCCAAGCUGCUCCAGUGCCGCUGCGAUGCUGGCAUUCUCCAGACAAUGUGAAAAAGUAUCCAGGCAAUGUCCAGUGCACAUUAUCAACCAACAUCUCGAUAUAUAUCCUGGUCUAUGAAGCAGGAUUCUUGGAAUUCUCACAGAUUCUCGAAGAAGCUUUGAGUAUUCCUCAGCGGACAAAGGAAAAAUAUUCUCUGCUUUGCACUGGGCUUGUGAUCACUUCAGGUGCUGCAGCAGGACUUAAGGAAGCAUCGAGUGCAGAAUUUCACGAUGUCAGCCCACCAAGAAUGGUCUGGAGACUCCAGGAGUUGAAGAUUAAUCUCCUGGAUACUGGUUGCGAACAGAACCCAAGGGAAAAAUCACGUUGGACACUUAAAGGAUGA
Carcharodon carcharias (great white shark) is the source of this 2360-nucleotide messenger RNA. Its product is annotated as cytochrome P450 2J2-like. Gene Ontology annotation, molecular function: heme binding; iron ion binding; oxidoreductase activity, acting on paired donors, with incorporation or reduction of molecular oxygen, reduced flavin or flavoprotein as one donor, and incorporation of one atom of oxygen. The record is from RefSeq and is a predicted model, not a curated record. The coding region runs from base 417 to 2360 and encodes 647 amino acids. Lineage: Eukaryota; Metazoa; Chordata; Chondrichthyes; Lamniformes; Lamnidae. Gene Ontology annotation, biological process: xenobiotic metabolic process. The transcript has 13 exons. Gene Ontology annotation, cellular component: cytoplasm; intracellular membrane-bounded organelle.